Molecule: messenger RNA, 204 nt
Organism: Exophiala dermatitidis NIH/UT8656
Lineage: Eukaryota; Fungi; Ascomycota; Eurotiomycetes; Chaetothyriales; Herpotrichiellaceae
Exons: 1
Coding region: 1-204 (67 amino acids)
Source: RefSeq, a predicted model, not a curated record
AUGGGCAUCGUCUCCGGCCUCGUCAACAAACCAAACCAAUCAGCCCGCGAAAUCGUCGACGAGAUGAUGACGGACGCGGUGCGUGUGCUUGCAUCUGCAGGGAACUACCUCCAUGGCGGAGUUGACAGCAAUGACGGUGGCAUUGGAAGCAGUUUUGGACCGGCGCCGACGUUGGUAACUCCGGCGGCGAUUGCGAAAUUGUGA